Messenger RNA from Prunus avium (sweet cherry), 2065 nucleotides. RefSeq lists its product as uncharacterized. NCBI's taxonomy places the organism in Eukaryota, Viridiplantae, Streptophyta, Magnoliopsida, Rosales, Rosaceae. The record is from RefSeq and is a predicted model, not a curated record.
UAGAGUAAGAAAUAUGCUCAAACUACGAUGACACAUUUAGCUUUGAUGAUGAGCAAAAGUGUUAUAUAUGCAGCUCUCUUGUUCCCAAGUUUGGUAUAUUUUGACCUUCCUGGUUACAUUCCCAAACAAAAACUCCUAGGUUUCAGGUUCAGUGAUGAGCAUGAACCAAGAGUUCUGUAAUAUUGAAGUUCAACUCAUACCACAUCAAGCUGAAAAACAUGCAUUAGUGUGUGAAAUAUGAUUGCUAAGGCAGGAAAGGAUGUUAAACUAUUUUGGAAUAUUAAUCCCAAUAAACCAUUAAUAACAAGUUAAUAGCUUCCUGAGAAAUGUAGAACCUGAUAUGCACAGAGAGAGAGAGAGAGAGAGAAUGGAAGUUUGUUUCUCUUUGAGUGGAUAGCAAGCAAAAUAAAAGUGCAGAAAACUCCACUGUUCAUAUUUCUCCACCGCCAAGCAAGAAUAUAUUCAAAGGGAGAUGCAAAAGGGAGAAAAGUUUCUUGUUCACCUCUCCAAAACCAACACUCUCUAGUCUCUCUCUCCCUCACCUUUAUCCUCUGCAUGUUGUAUAUCUUACACUAUUUUUGAGUCUUAGGCUACAAAGUUGUGACAGAGGAAUCUCCUUUAGUCUCUCUAUGUUGAUAAUUUUCCUUUAUGGCCACCCCCUUUUGGUACCACUCCCAUACAUCUCUGGCCUGCCUAAGCAGCUGCCUAUAUAUACUUAUCCCAAGUGUUUGCUUGAGAGGUGAAUUAAAUAAGCACAAAAUUUUCAGUCAGCUUCUUCUGGGUAUUUUGGAUUUGAUCACAUUGGUUUUUCAAGAGAUGCAGCCCACAAUGUCUUACAUGAGAUUAGCCAUCAUCUCCAUUUCAUUCACAACUUUCUCCAUUUUAUGUGAUGCAAGAAUUUUUGCACAAUUCUUAAAAUCCCAAGACACAGAAUUAGAGAAGAAGCUGAAAGCAAUAAAUCACUUAGAGUUAGACUUACCAUUGCCUUCCUCAAAUGUUAAGCCACUAGAGGUAAGCCCUCCCUUCUCUUUCCCACCCUUUGAUUCACUGGCACCACUUCCCUUGCCUGGAAAUGUCCCUCUUCCUCCAUACUGUGCAAAUCCACCAUUUUCCCAAAACCCACCUCAACCAAAUACUCCUUCAUCUUCCUCCUCCCCUUCAUCAUCUGCACCCACUUGCUCACCCAUCCCAAAACCGCCACCUGCAAAUGGGCCCACCCCUCACCCACCUGGCCCAUCCACCACAAUUCCAAGCCCACCCAAAAAUCCUCUAUCCCCCCCACCCAAGCCUGUCUCAGGGCCACCAGCCUUGGCCCCACCUGUAGCUUACCCUCCACCAUCAGGCCCUCCACAGAAAAAGCCACCACAGUCUGGGGCGGUGUGGUGUGUGGCUAAGCCAGCAGUGCCUGGCCCAAUCGUCCAAGAGGCCCUGGACUAUGCGUGUGGGUCUGGUGCAGACUGCAAGUCAAUCCAGCCCAAUGGGUCCUGCUAUAAACCAGACACAUUGUUGUCCCAUGCUUCGUACGCCUUCAACAGCUACUGGCAGAGCACCAAGGCCGCUGGUGGCAAUUGUGAUUUUGGAGGGACUGCCAUGAUUGUUACAGUUGAUCCAAGUUUUGAUGGAUGCCACUUCUUCUACAAUGGAUGACUCAUCAAUAGAUCAAAAAAACUUGAUUGCGACACUUCGAAAAUAAUAAGGACGACAAACUCAAUUUCUGGUUUCUCUCAGAAAUGAAUUUUCUUUUCUUUUCUUUCUAUCCAAACAGACACUACAGCUAGUACAUCACAUCACAUUUCAUUCCCCUUUUGCAUGUUUAAUUGGAAUUUGAAAUUUGGAAAUUUCGCUGUAUAAAUAUUGGCAUGUAGUUGAAAUUAACAUUUUGUGUACGUGGAAUAUACCUCUUGGCCAGCUGUUGCAUAUACCCUUUUAGAUUGAAUGAUUAAAAGGGGUGUUAUUUGUGUUCCACAUAUAAUUGGGUUGAGAAAGGGAAAAAAAUCUACUACCCUACUUGCAUCCGAUGCCUUUGAUUGUAUAUGAAGGUCUGUUAAUGAACAUUGAAAUAAGA